Molecule: messenger RNA, 3302 nt
Organism: Phragmites australis (common reed)
Lineage: Eukaryota; Viridiplantae; Streptophyta; Magnoliopsida; Poales; Poaceae
Product: conserved oligomeric Golgi complex subunit 7-like
Exons: 10
Coding region: 245-2719 (824 amino acids)
Biological process (GO): Golgi organization; intracellular protein transport; retrograde vesicle-mediated transport, Golgi to endoplasmic reticulum
Cellular component (GO): COG complex
Source: RefSeq, a predicted model, not a curated record
AAUAAGCAAAUGCGUUUCCCCGACGAAGGGCCAUGGUAGAUUGGUGGUCAGUGCUCGAGUGACACCUGACAAGGGAGAAGCCGCGGAGACGAAAGACUGGCACCUCGCCUCCAAGUAUUCAAUCAUCAACUUCCAGACUCCAAAGGUCUCCACGCCUCUGGCAAUCCAAGUAUCCGAGGAGCCGAGGAGGAGGAGGGAGGAAGAGGAAGGGCAGUGAACCCGCGCGGCUCGGGUUGCGGCAGAAAUGGUGGUGGUGGACGCGUCGGAGUUCGGGGCGGAGGGGUUCGACCCGAAGCGGUGGAUCAACGCUGCGCUGGAUGCGCGGCACCCGUCGGAACCGCUUGACCGCUUCCUUGCCGACGCCGAGGAGCGCCUCCGCGCCGCGGCCGAAGACGCCGCGUCCGCACUCGAGCGUGACAGCGGGGACGCACUCCGCCGCGUCCCGCUUGCCUGCCGCGACGCGCUCCGCCUCCGCGACGACGCGGUCGCGCUCCGCUCCCACCUCGCAUCCGUCCUCCAGUCCCUCUCCCAGGCUGAGGGCUCCUCUGCUGAGUCAAUAACUGCACUAGCACGAAUUGAUACUGUGAAACAACGUAUGGAAGCGGCAUAUGCAACAUUGCAGGAUGCAGCUGGGCUAGCUCAGUUGAGCCAAAGUGUUGAGGAUGUGUUUUCUAGUGGCAAUCUUCCAAAAGCUGCUGAAACCCUGGCAACUAUGAGACAUUGCUUGUCAGCAGUUGGCGAGGUUGCAGAGUUUGCAAACGUGAGAAAGCAGCUUGAAGUAUUGGAAGAAAGGCUAGAUGAAAUGGUGCAACCUCGUUUAAUGGAUGCACUUUCUAAUCGCAAGGUUGAUGCUGUGCAAGAUCUUCGUGGUAUACUGAUACGUAUUGGGAGGUUUAAGUCACUGGAGGUGCAAUACACUAUGAUCCAUGUUAAGCCUCUAAAGAAGCUUUGGGAAGAUUUUGACCUAAAGCAAAGAGCCAGCAAGGUGGAAAUGGAGAAGCAUGGUGGUGAAAGCAUAAGUAGUCUCUCAUUCUCUAGCUGGCUACCAAAUUUCUAUGAUGAGACACUACUUUACCUUGAGCAAGAAUGGAAGUGGUGCUUGACUGCUUUCCCUGAAGAAUACAAAUCACUAGUCCCAAAAGUACUUGUUGAGAUCAUGAGUGAGUUGAAUUCAAGCUUUGUCUCUCGUGUCAACAUAGCAACUGGAGAUGUUGUUCCUGAAACCAGAUCGGUUGCAAAAGGUAUAAUGGAUGUUCUAUCAGGUGACUUGCCAAAAAGUACCAAGUUGCAGAAUAAGCAUCUUCAAGCGCUAAUUGAACUGCACAACAUUACUGGCACUUUUGCUAGGAACAUUCAGCACUUAUUUUCAGAAUCAGAUCUUGCAGUUGUGCUGAAUACAUUGAAAGCUAUAUAUUCCCCAUAUGAAGCCUUUAAAGCAAGGUAUGGGCAGAUGGAGCGUGCUAUACUUUCUGCAGAGAUGGCGGGUAUAGAUAUUCGUGGGGCUGUCUCUCGUGGUGCUGGUGCACAGGGUAUAGAGCUGAGCGAAACUGUCCGCAGAAUGGAGGAAUCCAUCCCGCAAAUGAUAGUACUUUUUGAAGCAGCUGUGGAGAGAUGCAUUAGUCUUACUGGUGGUUCCGAGGCAGAUGAACUGGUAGGGGCCCUUGAUGAUAUAAUGCUGCAGUACAUAUCUAAUCUACAAGAAAUUUUGAAGUCCCUAAGGAUGGUAUGUGGGCUGGAAAGUACUGCACAUAGUGAUCCCUUGAAAAGGGAUGCAGGAUUAGAGAAGAAGGAUGCACAACGGUUGGUGGAUGUUUCUGAAGAGGAAGAAUGGGCUAUUGUCCAAGGUGCUUUGCAGAUUCUUACAGUUGCUGACUGCCUAACUAGCAGAACCUCAGUUUUUGAAGCUUCUUUAAGAGCUACGCUUGCCAGGAUUGGGACAAACUUUUCACUUUCUGGGUUUGGCUCUAACCUUGAUAAAUCACCUGCAACAAUUGCUGAUGAGAAUGCAGAAAUUCCUCUGGGAGGGAGGGCUGCACUUGAUAUUGCAGCUAUUCGCCUCAGUGAUCUACCAGACAAAUCUAAGAAGCUCUUCACUGUACUAGAACAGUCAAAAGAUCCAAGGUUCCAUGCUCUUCCGCUCACAUCACAGAGAGUUGCGGCCUUCUCAGACACAGUAAAUGAGCUGGUCUAUGAUGUUCUCAUAUCUAAAGUUCGGCAUCGUCUCAGUGAGGUUGCUCGUCUCCCAAUCUGGUCGUCUGUGGAGGAACAGGGUGGCCUUCCUCUUCCAAGCUUCAGUGCCUACCCGCAAGCAUAUGUGACCAGUGUUGGGGAGUAUCUCCUCACUUUACCACAGCAGUUGGAGCCACUCGCAGAAGGCAUCUCAGGCAACGAGGCUGGCAACGAUGAGGCUCAAUUCUUUGCUACUGAGUGGAUAUUUAAGGUCGCGGAGGGUGCUACUGCGUUGUUCAUGGAGCAGCUACGUGGAAUCCACUGCAUCACCGACCCGGGUGCGCAGCAGCUCGCGGCUGACAUCGAGUACCUAAACAACGUCCUCUCUGCGCUCUCAAUGCCGAUCCCUCCGUUCCUGUCUACCUUCCACGCCUGUGUCUCGACCCCGAGAGACCAGGUCCGCGGUAUGAUAAAAUCAGACGGCGGAAGCCAGGUUGACCUCCCUACCGCCCAUCUGGUCUGCAAGAUCCGGCGGAUCUCAUUAGACUAGUGAAACGAAAUUGUCGUAGUCCCCCCCCCCCCCCCCCCCCCAUUCCGCGAAUUUUACCUCUGUACUAGCAUACAUCCCCGCAUCCUUGAUCAGUUGCUCUCUCGACAUAUGGGUUUGUUGCUUCAUUUUUCUUUUCUCAUUUUUGGUGCCUUGUAACCGUACUGCUUGCAGAUAGUGAGAACAAUCAUAGUAUAGAAGAAUUCAUUACUUGGAGCCAAUAAGUGAUUGGAUGCUUUGUCAUUGCAAAAGUUGGGAAGAAUUGAGGCUUAGCCUCCACACAUUGAGGUGCAGUUGAGAAUUUAACACCUCGGGUGUUUUUGGUUUAUGUCCUAGCUGUAUCAAGCCAAAUUUUGGCCAUGUCUAGGUAAUUUGACUUCCAUUUAGUUUGUGACCAAGCAUUGGCCAUGCCCCCAAAAAGGUUGGUCAUGCCUAGCUACCGCAACAGCAAUCCUUGGCAUGGCUCGGGUUGGCAUGGCUUGGGCCAGCAUAACGCUCGCCUCGGAAUUUGGCUAGCUGCAGCAACACCUUUGCUGAUGUGUUAUCUUGUUAUUGGUUGCAUUAAAUACUUUGUAUCUUAGAUUAA